AUGUCAAUUGAAUAUAAUCCAGACGACUUUGAGAAUAAUAAUCCCUUUUCUGAACCAGUUGUUCAACCGUCCAAUCGAUCCUUUGAUGAACCUCCAUCCUUAGCAACAUCUCUGGUAAUCACGGAACAGCAGGAUGAAUUACCAGAUUCUUCUACACAAGGAUCCCAGGAGGACGAAGAAGGAACCGAACCCAGAGAAGGUGGUAGUAGUGAUCAAUCUGGUCAUAAUGAGUCAAAUGAGCAGUUAUCCGAAGAGAUGUUGAGAAAAUUGAUUCCUGAACGAUUUACUGAUAAAUAUGAAUUGCAUAUCAGAUUAGUGGGGAUUGAAAAGAAUAAACUUGGGAAUCCAAUUUUGAAAAUGGAUGCUCAAGUGAAAGGGUUACCUAAAUUUAGACAGACCAAGUAUAAAGAUAUACGUCGUACAUUUAAUGAAGUUGUUAAGUUUAAUAAAUAUUUGGUGAUUUCAAAUUUGGAAGUAUUUGUCCCUGUUAUUCCAAAUGCUACUACUUCAUAUCCUACAGGAGGAGAAGAUGAAACUAAACAACUUAUGAUGGUGUGGCAAGAGUGGUUAAAUAGAAUCACCAGUAAUCCUAUUUUGAUUAGAGAUGAAGAAUUUGUUUAUUUUAUUGAAAAUGAUUUUGGCUACGCUGUCAUUAAUAGUAAUCGUAAACAAUCGGUUGCUAGUGGGUUAAUGAGGAAAACCUUGAAACAAUUUGCAGUCCCAUAUGAUCAAUAUGAAGAUUUGGCAUCGUUUAGACCUAUGAUUAAGGAUGCUUAUUUAGUCUGUCAAAAAUUACAUCGUUUAUUAGAUAAGAAUUCACGAAUUGAAAAACAAUCAUCAAUACAUACAUAUGAUUUAGCUAAUAAAUUAAAUGUAUUAGCUCAAUUUGAAGUUAUUCAUCCAGGAAUGAAGAAUAUGUGGGAAAAAUUGGGUAAAAUAACUCAAAUACAAUCUGAUUUGACUUUAAUUGAGUCUAUCAGUUCUAUGGGUACAUUAGGAGAUGGUUUGCUGAGUUUUAUAGAUGAUUUUUAUCAAAUUAAAGAAGCUUUAACUAAUCGACAUUUAAUUAUGAGAGAAUUAUUACAAGCAGAAGCUCAAACUACCGCAAAACAUUUACAAGCAAGUAAAGUCAAGAAUAAAUCAUCCUUGGACCCAAUAAAAGUGGAUGAAGCAUUAAGAUCACUUGAAUAUGCCACUAAAGUUCAAGAGUCAUUAAAUUUACAAGUUAAAAGAAUUUCAGGAGAGAUGCAAUUUGAAAGAAAGGAAGUAAUUGAAUAUACCGAAAUGAAAUUUCAAAAAUUAAUUAAAUCAUAUAUAUUACAUAAAGUUGAUCAUCAUCGGAAAAUUUUAAAGCAUCUUGAAAAUAUAAGAUUAGAUAUUAGAAUUGUUGAUGAAAAGGGAGGAUUAUCUAGAUUAAACCGAGAUAAUCUAGCGAAUUUGAAGCAUAAUUUGAUUCAAUCACAAUCAGCAAAGGGAGACUCAUGGUCUUCUAGAACGUUUAGAUCUUUAGAAAAGGAAGAAGAAGAAAAAGAGAAUAGAGGAGAUUUAUUUGGUAAUAGUGAAAGUGGUGACAAUAUUAACAAUAAUGGUAUGAAUGGUGGAGGUGAUGGUUCUAACCUGCUGGAUGCUGUUGAUCCUAAAAAUGCUGCUAGUUUACUUGGAGUAGCUAUAUUCUAA
Messenger RNA from Hemisphaericaspora subhashii, 1677 nucleotides. It is a transcript of the gene VPS17, whose product is annotated as retromer subunit. Gene Ontology annotation, cellular component: endosome; retromer, tubulation complex; retromer complex. Lineage: Eukaryota; Fungi; Ascomycota; Pichiomycetes; Serinales; Debaryomycetaceae. The transcript has a single exon. The record is from RefSeq and is a predicted model, not a curated record. Gene Ontology annotation, molecular function: phosphatidylinositol-3-phosphate binding. Gene Ontology annotation, biological process: retrograde transport, endosome to Golgi; intracellular protein transport. The coding region runs from base 1 to 1677 and encodes 558 amino acids.